AAUUUAUUUAAAUAUGAUAAUUAUAAGACUGUCUCGUCACUUCUCAAAAAUUAAGAAGGACUUGUUAACCAACCCUGAAUUUGAUAAAAUCCACCCUGAAUUUUUAGAUCAUAAACCACCUACUACUUUACAUAGAUAACCUAAAGAAGUGCCUUAUAUAAAAUCUCUUUUCAGAUAUAAGGAUAUUGCUAUACCAAAUUUUGAAAAUGCUUUACAUUAAAAUGUAAAAUAAUAAGAGUAUAAGGAAAGUUUAAAACAUUUGUUGAAGGUCAUAUAAGUCCAAAAGGUGCAUUGAAAAAUUUAUCAGAAGAACAAAUUAAAUAAAUGUAAACUUAAGUUACUAAAAAAUUGCAAGAAUUAGAAGAUACUGGACUUUCAAGAGAAGAAAUCUUAACAAAUGGAGUCAAUGUAUUUAAAUAAUUAAAAAAAUUAGAAAGGCAUUCCAUUAAGUUAUGAUGCAUUUUUUUAGUUGUUAAAAAAUAAUGAGUAAGCUCGUUUAAUUUAUUUGGCACCAGGAGAAGAAUUCACUGUUUAAAAAAUAGUUGAUAUUGCUUUAAGAUAAGAUAUUGGUAAGGAUCAAUUUAAUGUACCAAUAAAUAAAUAUCCUAAUAAUAUGAAAUUAAAAAACUAUGAUAAAUAAAAAGAUAUUUUAGUAAAUACAAAAGAUCACUUAGAACACGUAAAUGAAUUAAUAAGUGAUGAAGUUGUUUAUCAUCAUCAUCCUUAAUCUAGAAAACCAAUUAGAAGAGUUAAUAAUUAUGAUAUUCAUUGGAGAAAUACAGAAUUCUUAAUUUAAUUUUUAAACAAAAGUGCAAAAAUAAAAAAUAGACAUUAAACAAAUUUAGCAGAAGUUUAACAUAAAAAAGUAGCAAGAGCUAUAAAAACAGCAAAACAAAUGUGUAAUAUAUUUUAUCUAUAUAUUAUUUUAGUACUUUUACCAUUUAAUUCUUCACUUUAACCUUAUAAUAAGAAAUCACUUACUAGUUUAGAGGAUGACAUCUAAGAAUUUUCUAGAAGAAAAAUUAAUUUAGCUACAGGUUAAAUUUAUAAUGAAACACCAUUAUAAAAAAGAGAAAGAUCUUUAGAAACAUAAACUAUGAUGGAUAAUGAUUUAGAAUUAAAUCCUGGUACGCCAAGACCAAAUAAUUUGAAUGUUAUUAAAGGUAUUUUUUAUGCAGAAAAAUUAAAAAAAAAUGAAUUAGAAUAAUAAGGAAUCAAAUUAUCUAAAGAAGAAUAAGAUCUUAGAAAUUAUAGAUUUAAUGGCAAUGAAACAAAAUUCUAGGCUUUAAGAGAUGAACAAUUGCUUAAAUAAGAAAUUUAAAAAGAAAUUGAGGCUAAAGAUGGAGAAUUUGUAGAAGAAUUUAAUUAAAUAAAAGUAAAUAAUUUUAAUAUGAUAGUCAAAUGUUGAAAAAAUACCAACAUACAUGUUAAGUUAAGCCUUUAUAAGUGAGUAAACUUUAUAAAUGGAAACCUUGCAGGAACUUGUAUAUUAAAAAUAAAAAUAAACGUACACUUAUGAUGAAAGUGUAAGAAUAAUUGAAGAAGUCAAAUCUAGAUUAAAUAAGUGAUAUUGUUAAU
This is a messenger RNA of Paramecium sonneborni, 1578 nucleotides long. NCBI's taxonomy places the organism in Eukaryota, Ciliophora, Oligohymenophorea, Peniculida, Parameciidae. The record is from the annotation of a GenBank genome assembly.